This is a messenger RNA of Lycium barbarum (goji berry), 1115 nucleotides long. RefSeq lists its product as uncharacterized. The record is from RefSeq and is a predicted model, not a curated record. NCBI's taxonomy places the organism in Eukaryota, Viridiplantae, Streptophyta, Magnoliopsida, Solanales, Solanaceae. The transcript has 2 exons. Bases 336 to 908 code for a protein of 190 amino acids. Gene Ontology annotation, molecular function: zinc ion binding.
ACCUAUACCCUUACCGUCCCAGUUUUGACACAAAUAUACCCUCAUGGACAUUAAAUGUGUGACUGGAUUUUAUAAAAUUAUUUUCUUUUUUUUUUCUUAAUUGCCACAUGGCAAUUAAAACCCGACCUCUCCCUACCCGACCCAUCUGGUAAACCCAACCCACUCCUUCCCCUUUUAACCCAUUGACUAAGCCCUAAUGGUAUAACUCCACCAUUCCAAAAAACAAUUAUCUUUCCAGUGCCAAGCUUCUCUUCUUUCUCCACCAAACUAAAAUUACCCCCGUUGAUUUCCUUUUCAAGUGCUUGUCAGGGACCACAAUUCAGUUUUCAAAAAAAAUGAGCCAAAAUUCGAGUGCGUCUAAUGGAUCGAGGAUGAAUUGUAACUGUGAUAUUGCAGCGAGGAUUUUCACGGCUUUCACUCAUGUGAAUGCUGGGAGACACUUUUACAAGUGUGCUAGACCUAAUGGUUUUAAAUGUGGUUUUUGGAAAUGGAUUGAUGAGCUGCUCCACCCUAGAGUUGGUGAUCUUAUCCACAAUUUGAAGAAGGAAAAUGAUAGUCUUAAACGUGAAAAGAAAGCUUUGGAGAUUGAUCUAGAAAAGUUUUUGGCAUCUGAUAUUGAAGAAAAAUGUGGUGAAGAAGAUGAAAUUAGUGUCUCCAAUGGUGAGGAGUUCGGUGUCAAUAAUGAAGAGAUUGUUGUCGACAAUGAAGUUGUUAAUAAGCCUUUGGCGGAUGUUCAUGAUGGGAAGAAAAAAUCAACGGAAAAAAGUACUGAAAUUGUGGAUUGUGAUAGCUAUGUCGUGGUGCUGUUUUGCUGGGUUCAUCACAUCUUGGGUGAUGAAAUAGAUAUCGUUUUCCUUUUCAAUUUCAAUGUGGCAGUUGUAAUAUCGUUAAGGAUAUGUUUGUGUUAGUAGUAGUUUUGAAUGCAAUUGUAAAAACUAUGUCAAAUUGUAGUUGUUUGUGUUAGUAGUUGUGUCAAUUUGAAUGCAGUUGUAACUCUAGUUGUUCAAUUUGCUUCCAUCAUUUCAUUUCGAUAUACAAACUAGAAACAAAGUAGUUUGUGUCAAAGUGCAGUUGUAAGACCAGUUCCGGUUAAAAGAAAACUACUUACAAAUCGA